Pungitius pungitius (ninespine stickleback) is the source of this 1198-nucleotide messenger RNA. RefSeq names its product aprataxin (gene aptx). Gene Ontology annotation, cellular component: nucleus. The coding region runs from base 118 to 1104 and encodes 328 amino acids. Lineage: Eukaryota; Metazoa; Chordata; Actinopteri; Perciformes; Gasterosteidae. The transcript is spliced from 7 exons. Gene Ontology annotation, molecular function: single-stranded DNA binding; mismatched DNA binding; double-stranded RNA binding. The record is from RefSeq and is a predicted model, not a curated record. Gene Ontology annotation, biological process: single strand break repair.
UCUACAAAAAUCCGAUUUGGUGACGUCAGUUUCCUGCGACGAGGCGACUCAACAAUACAAUGCGUGUUGCUGUUUUUCCAACCAAAUAGAAAAUAGCUAACGACAUACAAUGUUAAAAUGCCAAUGUGCUGGCUUAUCAGUGAGGGGGAUAGUCAUAAACCCAUUCGACUGCCACAUCAACAGACAGUUGUCUUGGGUCGAGGUCCAGAGACGACUAUUAAAGACAAAAAAUGCUCUCGUCACCAAGUUGAAUUGAAAGCAGAGUGCAACAAAGGUUAUGUCAAAGUAAAACAGUUGGGCUUGAAUCCUACCUCUGUAGAUUCUGUGGUGGUUGGUAAGGACAAGGAGGUAAAGAUGAAGGCUGGACAGCAGCUUCUUAUUGUCAACCAGCUCUACCCAUACACAAUACAGUUUAAGGAGGAUGCCGCCAGGGACCACGGCGGCACCAAAAGACCACCAGAGCUGUCUUCAGAGGACAGAGAGAGCCGCAGACAGGAAUCAAGUCUGAAAGUAGCCAAACAGUCUGAAAGCGGCCAUGAAGAAGCUACAAAAAGCAGUGAAAGCUUUGGGCAUUGGAGCCAAGGUCUGAAGACCUCAAUGCAAGACCCUAAGAUGCAGAUAUACAAGGAUGAUAAGGUAGUGGUUAUCAAAGAUAAAUACCCCAAAGCUCGCUACCACUGGCUGGUCCUUCCGUGGCAGACCAUUUCCAGCCUGAAGGCCUUAAGUAAGGAGCACUGCGACCUGGUGAAACACAUGCAGCAGGUGGCUGACCAGAUGGUUCAGCAGUGCCCAGAUGCUAACUCGCUACGUUUUCGUAUGGGGUACCAUGCCAUCCCCAGUAUGAGUCAAGUACACCUGCAUGUGAUUAGCCAGGACUUUGACUCUCCUUGUUUAAAGAACAAAAAGCACUGGAACUCAUUUACGACUGACUAUUUCAUGGAGUCGCAGGAUGUCAUUCAGAUGCUUGAAACAAAUGGAAGAGUCGACGUGAAAGAAGGAACCAGCGAGUUGUUGAAACUACCUCUGCGCUGUCACAUCUGUCGCAAAGAUAUUCCCACUAUACCAGCUCUUAAGGAGCACCUAAAGUCUCACUUUCCCAGCUAAAAAAGUGAACUCAAUAAAUGCCUCAAGUCUUGAUUGAAUCAUGAUGGAUUGAAGUGUGUUGGUCAUUAUGUUUGCCAAUAAAUUCUGAAUCACA